Molecule: messenger RNA, 1142 nt
Organism: Neltuma alba
Lineage: Eukaryota; Viridiplantae; Streptophyta; Magnoliopsida; Fabales; Fabaceae
Product: 12-oxophytodienoate reductase 1-like
Exons: 5
Coding region: 24-1142 (372 amino acids)
Molecular function (GO): oxidoreductase activity; FMN binding
Source: RefSeq, a predicted model, not a curated record
UAAGAAUCCUGUGUUCUGCAUUUAUGGCUUCUGAAGCUCCCAGUCCCACCAUUCCUCUUCUUACGCCCUGCAAGUUGGCGAAAUUCAAUCUAUCCCAUAGAGUUGUUCUGGCACCGCUGACUAGACAGAGAUCUUACGGCAAUGUUCCUCAGCCGCAUGCUAUCUUGUAUUACUCUCAGCGAGCUACCAAGGGGGGUCUUUUGAUAAGUGAAGCUACAGGUGUUUCUGACACUGCUCAAGGAUAUGUUGAUACACCUGGAAUAUGGACAAAAGAGCACGUGGAAGCAUGGAAGCCCAUUGUGGAUGCUGUUCAUGCCAAAGGUGGUAUCUUUUUUUGUCAGAUCUGGCAUGUGGGAAGGGUUUCAAAUACAGGUUUUCAGCCAAACGGGCAAGCCCCAAUAUCUUGCACAGACAAGGGACUGACCCCACAAAUUCGAAGUAAUGGCAUUGAUGUUGCACAAUAUACUCAGCCAAGGAGGGUGAGGGCUGACGAAAUUCCUCAAAUCGUCAAUGACUUCAGGCUCGCUGCAAGGAAUGCUAUGGAAGCUGGUUUUGACGGGGUUGAAAUUCAUGGUGCCCAUGGUUACCUUGUUGACCAAUUUAUGAAAGAUCAGGUAAAUGAUAGAACCGAUGAGUAUGGUGGAUCACUAGAGAACCGUUGUCGGUUUCCUUUGGAAGUUGUUAAAGCUGUUGCUGACGAGAUAGGGGCAGAGCAAGUUGGAAUUAGAUUGUCACCUUUUGCACAUCAUGCAGAAUGUUGGGAUUCCAAUCCUAAAGAACUUGGCUUGUACAUGGCGAAUUCCUUGAAUAAAUAUGGCAUUUUGUACUGCCACAUGGUGGAACCAAGAAUGAAGACUCCUUUAGAGCAAGUUGAGUGCCCUGACAGUCUUGUUCCAAUGAGAAAGGCCUUCAAUGGCUCCUUCAUUGUUGCUGGAGGCUAUGACCGCAAAGAUGGCAACAAUGCAGUGGCAGAGGACCGUGCAGAUCUUGUUGCCUAUGGUCGGUGGUUCUUGGCAAACCCAGAUUUGCCAAAGAGGUUUGAGCUUGAUGCCAUUCUCAACAAGUACCACAGGGAGACAUUUUACACUUCUGAUCCUAUUGCUGGAUAUACUGAUUACCCAUUUCUUGAAGUGAUCUCUUAA